Messenger RNA from Nestor notabilis (Kea), 1107 nucleotides. It is a transcript of the gene PDE12, whose product is annotated as phosphodiesterase 12. The transcript has 3 exons. The record is from RefSeq and is a predicted model, not a curated record. Gene Ontology annotation, biological process: nuclear-transcribed mRNA catabolic process, deadenylation-dependent decay. Gene Ontology annotation, cellular component: mitochondrion. Lineage: Eukaryota; Metazoa; Chordata; Aves; Psittaciformes; Psittacidae. Gene Ontology annotation, molecular function: 3'-5'-RNA exonuclease activity. The annotation marks the transcript as partial.
GAAGUGGAGAGCAGCGGCCCCGUGGAGGCUGGGCCCGGCGCCUGCACCUUCGACUCCCGGCACCUUUACACCAGGAAGGUCUGCGGAGAGGGCUCCGUCCGCGCCGUCACCUACAACAUCCUGGCCGACAUCUACGCCCAGACGGAGUUCUCCCGCACCGUGCUCUACCCGUACUGCGCCCCGUACGCCCUGGAGCUCGACUACCGGCAGAACCUGCUCAAGAAGGAACUGGCCGGCUACAGCGCCGACCUCCUCUGCUUGCAAGAAGUGGAUAAGUCCGUCUUCGUGGACAGCUUGGCUCCAGCCCUGGAUGCCUUUGGGCUCGAAGGGCUGUUCAAGAUUAAGGAGAAGCAGCACGAAGGCCUGGCUACUUUCUACCGCAGGGACAAGUUCAGCCUCCUUAGCCAGCACGACAUUGCUUUCAGCGAAGCCCUGCUCUCAGACCCAGUGCACAAGGAGUUGUGUGAUAAGCUGGCCAAGUAUCCCUUAGUGCAGGAGAAGGUGCUGCAGAGAUCAUCUGUGCUGCAGGUUUCAGUUCUUCAGUCUACAAGUGAUCCUUCCAGGAAGAUUUGUGUAGCUAAUACCCACCUGUACUGGCACCCAAAAGGUGGGCACAUCCGUCUCAUCCAAAUUGCUGUAGCCUUGUCUCACAUGAAGCACGUAGCAUGUGACUUGUAUCCAAGCAUACCAGUCAUAUUCUGUGGAGAUUUUAAUAGUACACCAUCAUCUGGAACUUACACUUUUAUUAACAGUGGUAGCAUUGCUGAAGAUCAUGAAGACUGGGUUUCAAAUGGUGAAGAAGAAAAGUGUAAUAUGCCCCUAAGCCAUCCUUUCAAACUGCUAAGUGCUUGUGGAGAACCUGCUUACACAAACUAUGUCGGUGGGUUUCAUGGAUGUCUGGACUACAUCUUCAUUGACAGGAAUUCUCUAGAGGUUGAACAGGUCAUUCCAUUGCCAAGUCAUGAAGAAGUAACAACCCAUCAGGCUUUGCCAAGUGUUUCACAUCCUUCUGAUCAUAUAGCACUAAUAUGUGACUUAAAGUGGAAAUAAAAUGCGUGGUGCUUUUGGGGUUUUUCAAACAAGAAAUGUAAUGCUGGGGAACUGAGG